AUGGAUAAGAAAUCAUUUGAAACCGUGCUGGAUGAAAUUAGAAAGGCUGUAUUGACUGAGUACAAAUUAAAAGCUAUUGAAUAUGUUCAUGGAUACUUUUCUAGUGAACAGGUUGUUGAGUUACUGAGAUACUUUUCAUGGGCCGAACCACAGCUCAAGGCAAUAAAGGCUUUACAACAUAAAAUAGUGGCAGUUCCAGCAUCGAAAAUGGUUAAUAUUCUCAACUGCUUCACAUUCAGUAAAGAUAAACUUAUUGCCCUUGAAAUCUUAGCUUCCAACAUUGUUGAUGCUCAGAAUUAUCGCCUUAUUGAAGAUCUGUUCAGAAUUAAUAUGUCAGAGAAGAAAAGAUGCAGAAGAAUUCUUGAACAGGCUUCAAAAACGGGUUGUAAGGCUCCUCAUGCUAUGAUAUCAUCCUGUGGCAUGAUUCCUGGCAACCCUUAUCCCAAGGGCAAACCAAGCCGCAUAAAUGGAAUUUUCCCAGGAACCCCUAUCAAAAAGGAUACAGAUGAAUGUACUAAUGAAGGAAAGGGAAUAGCAGCUCGUAUACUUGGACCAUCCAAACCAGCUCCAUCAACCUACAAUCCACACAAACCAGUUCCAUACCCCAUCCCACCAUGUCGGCCACACGCAACUAUUGCACCAAGUGCUUACAACAAUGUUGGCUUAGUUCCAAUGGCUAAUGUCAUAGCUCCAGGCUUACCAGCUCCUCCACCAUACACUGCUAAUCAAGUGGUAUCAGAAAAUGAGGACCUUUCCGGACAGGCAAAACCUUCCCAAAAUCAAGCUUUUUCUGCACAAGCGAAUCAGCUCUUUACUCCUCAUGGUUCUAAUCCUUCAACACCUGCUGCUACUCCAGUCCCUACCCCAUCACCUGUCAAGGCAAUAAGCCAUCCAUUAGCACCUGCAACUCCACUCAUAUCUGGGAUGAACAUGCCUACCCCUGUCCUUCCUGUUUUCCCAGAACAGGUCUCCUCUUCCAUCCACACAUCUCAGCCAUCCACUCCAACCCCUACUGUCAUCAAAUCCCUUUCAUUGCCUGGUGUUCCUGUCACAUCUGUUCACAGUGCAACCUCUACCCCUAUCCCUGCAGUUUUUUCUGGGCUGGCUUCUAUACCCACUGCUGCGCCAGCUCCGCAAGGUUCUUCUACACCAUGUGCCACACCUGCGCCUAGUGAAGCUUUCGCAUCUGCUACUGCACCAUUUGCUGGCCUCCCGUUCUCUGCGACCUCUUCAAUUGCUUCCACUAAUAAUCCCACUCCAUUGUCAUCAGUUUUUGCUGGCCUCCCUUUGUCCUUGCCUCCCAACGUACAAGGGAUUUCUAGUCCUGUUCCAUCUACAAUUGCUAAUUCUCCUGCCACUACCAUUCCUGGUUCACUUAGCUUGCCUAACCCAAUUUUGUCUGUCUUAAAGGGAUUUCUGACAUCAAAUGACACUUCAUUAAUCAAUUCAUCUGCUUUACCUUCUGCUAUGACAAGUGAGCUUGCUUCUUUAUCUGCUCUUGCUAAUCAAAGCUCUGACCCUCCCACUUCCUCUGUCAACAAAUGUUAUACUCCAUCAGCCACCCCCACCCCACAGCGUUCCUCCACACCUGGGCUGGCCAUUUUUCCAGGUCUUCCAUCCCCAUCUGUGGCCAAUUCUAAUUCCACUCCUUCAACAUUGCCUACACAGUCACCUUUAACCACUUCACCAUCAAUUAUGCCAGUCAACUGUGGCUCAUCAGCCUCCAUCUUGCAUGGCACAAGCCCUACUAAUCCUGAUCAGCAGCUCUCAUCAGCCCCAGCUGCCACAAAUGUCCCAGUUCUGGUCAAAACAGAACCCAUGAGUCCUACUCUCUCAGCCUUCAAAGGUCCUUCUCAUUCAGCUGGCCCUUCUCACGGCACUAUAGGACUGUCAGCGCUUGGGCGUGCAUACACCUCGGCAGCUUCAGUGCCAGUCAGUUUACCCAGUUCCCUGAACCCAGCGCUAUCAGGUCUCUCCUCUUUGAGUGCUCCUCUAAACAAUUCCAGUUCUCUGGCUUCCAUUUCCCUCGCCCCACAUGGUUCCUCUGCUCCCAUUACCCCGGUGUUCAAUGGACUUCCUCCUUUUACGUCUCUAACCAGUAACUUUGCUUUUACUGGUAAUCCAGCACUUACGCCACCCGUCACUCUCCCAGGGUCUUUGUUACCUACUCCGUCUACAACCGCUUCAGCCGUGUCUGCCCCUCAUGUGAGUUCCACCGCCGCCGUGCUCUCAGGACUCGCCGCCUCAGCAACAGUCUCUGCUCCACCCUUCUCGCUUAACUUGUCCAGUGCCGUCCCUUCCCUUUUUUCUGUUGCCCAGGGACCUCUGGGAUCAUCAAACCCAUCCUUCCCUGGUUUUCCUGUCUCUAACACACCCUCUGUCACUCCUGCUCUCCCUUCUUUCCCUGGCCUCCAGGCAUCUUCUGCAGUAGCAGCAGUUGCACCGUUGCCGGCAGCUGCCACAGCCCCAUCUCCGGCUCCGGUCCUGCCAGGGUUUGCCUCGGCCUUUAGCUCAAACUUCAACUCUGCACUUGUUGCACAGGCUGGCUUGACUUCUGGACUACAGACACCAGGAAAUGCAGUUUUUCCUGGUCUUUUAUCUCUCCCUGGUAUCCCUGGCUUUCCCCAAAGUGCCGCACAAUCUUCCUUACAGGAACUGCAGCAUAGUGCGGCUGCGCAGUCAGCACUACUACAGGCACAUUCUGCUUCUGCUCUGGAGAACUAUACAGCUCAGCCUGAAGGUUUUGCUAACUAUCCAUCAACACCAGGAACACCAUUUUCAUUGCAGACCAGUCUGCCCCAGAGUGGAUGGCAAUAAAUACCAGACAUUUUUAAAGACUGCAGUGGUUGCUUGACAGAGCCUGAUCCUAUUCACUUGGAAGGCUGUCUCCGCGUUAGUGGGAGCGUGGUCUGAUUUGGGGAAAGAGGGGGAAGACAUGAGGGUAAAAUGAUUCCAGGAGGCUGUGUCAGAUGUCAAACCUAAUUUGUAAUUGCAUUUAAUUGAUUCAGGGUCUGAUCCUGUGAAUUGCUGAGCAUCCUUGACUCUCCUUUUAGCUUAUGAGUUGAAUGUUUGGCAUCUUACAGGAUCAGGAAUGUUCAAACAGACGUUUAUGUAAAUAGAGCAAUUGGCUGUCAAACUGAAUGGGGAGAACAAGUAUACUUAAUAGUGUGUAUAAGCACCUAUCCUUCUGUUAUGUUUUGUAUGGUAUAUGUGGUUAAUAUAGAAUGAGAUCUAGACUGAAACUAGAUACUUAAAGCUGUAGACGAUCUUUCGUCUACAUGCACACUUCUUGUGUGUGCACAGAUCAAGGUCAGUUUAUGGUUCUUCAGAUCUUUUCUUCAUAUGUGUGAGGAUCUCCUGUUAGCAUCAGUAGUGUGUUAAGGGGAGGCUAGAUCAGAGGGGUGUGUGGGUUUUCUUACGCUUUGAAAUACUGUCAUGGGGUUGCUGCUGAAUUGA
Messenger RNA from Balearica regulorum gibbericeps (East African grey crowned-crane), 3456 nucleotides. RefSeq names its product proline and serine rich 1 (gene PROSER1). The record is from RefSeq and is a predicted model, not a curated record. NCBI's taxonomy places the organism in Eukaryota, Metazoa, Chordata, Aves, Gruiformes, Gruidae.